Molecule: messenger RNA, 977 nt
Organism: Actinia tenebrosa (Australian red waratah sea anemone)
Lineage: Eukaryota; Metazoa; Cnidaria; Anthozoa; Actiniaria; Actiniidae
Product: ras-related protein Rab-20
Molecular function (GO): GTP binding; GTPase activity
Source: RefSeq, a predicted model, not a curated record
GAUACAUUGUUCGUUUUGCUAUUUUUAAGGAAUUGCAAAAGUUCCAAAGAUCUAUAAGAUCAUGCAAAGACAGAGAUUAAAAGACUGUUAAAAUGCAGAAAACUACUCCCAAGAAGAAAGCGGAUUUGAAGAUAGUCAUAUUAGGGGAAUCAAGUGUUGGAAAAACAUCUCUUAUACAAAGAUAUAUAGACAGAGUUUUCACUGAAGACCAGAUAAGUACAAUAGGAGCAUCAUUUUUCCUGAAGCAAUGGGGACCUUAUAAUGUAGCUAUAUGGGAUACAGCUGGGGAAGAGAAGUAUUCUGGGCUGUCUUCGUUUUAUUGCCGAGGGGCUGCAGCUGCAAUAAUAGCCUAUGACAUURCUGAUGGACAAUCCUUCAGUGUUUUACAAAAUAGACAUUUGCAUCUUCUACAAACAGCAGAACCAAACUGUCUUGUUGUCAUAGUGGGRACUAAAUUAGAUUUAGUUACGAAGGAAAACAGAGGAGUUAGCAAAGAAGCUGGCCAAGAACUGGCUAAAAGACAGAAUGAAAACAAGCAUCGACCACUAGAAAGUUUAACUGAAAUUCCAUUCUUUGAGACAAGCUCCAAGACAGGGCACAAUGUUGACAAAGUGUUUCAAUAUAUUUUAGAAAACUGUCUGCCAUUGAAAGACCAGGCUACAGCAAAACAGUAUCUCAGAAAAUCCUCUGGCAUAGAAUUGGAGGCAUCAAAUGCUGCUUCUAGUAAGGGGGGUAAUUCUGGCAGAAAAUGCUGUCAUUAAGUAUACCUUACAUUUACUCACCAUUCAAAGGUUGAGGUGUGUAUUCUCCCCCACCCCCCCUUAAUACAGUCCAUCAAUGGACAUUCUGCAAUGACGACUCGACCCAUUUUUCCUGUCAAUCUUGCCCUAGGUUUUAUAGCAUUGAUGUUAAAGGGCAAAUGGGAAAUGAAAUAUCUUGUCAUGAAUGUACAUAUAUUUCAUUAUUCCUGUCCUACA